UUGUAAAAGUCGAUAAAUGGCCGCGUGCGUCACACCACUGCGCAAUCAAGCACGGAAAUAAAAUAACAGCUGUUCUACAAUAUUCGCUCGGGCAACUCAGGCAGCAGCUGUACCACGCAGCCGUUUUCCUUGGGAUCGCGAUUGUUUGGACGUUGCUUUCUCAUUGUUGUAAUAAUCACCGUGUAGUUUGGACUGUUCUUUCGCUCAUUUUUCAUCGUUUAUUACUGUGCAAGUAAAUACAGUAUUGGCGUUUGAAGUGUGUGAAUCAUAAAUCCGUAAGCUACACUGGCGCUAUGUUUACCAAAAUUCCUCGUUCGUUGUUGUUGUGACUCAAGUUGAAAUGCCUCGUGAAUACGUGGACCGCGAGGAGAGUUCCGCAGUGUUAUGUUAAUAGAAUCUCUUUUAGAUAGUGAUUUUAGUAAAAUUAGUUCUUGACAAUGUCUAACACGGUUCCGACCAGUUCUGCACUGAGGGCUUUGGCCUUAGAAUAUAAGAGUCUGCAAGAGGAGCCCGUGGAAGGGUUCCGAGUGAAACUUUUAGGGGAGGACAAUCUAUUUGAAUGGGAAGUUGCAAUUUUCGGUCCUCCAGACACGUUAUAUCAAGGUGGAUAUUUCAAGGCACAUAUGAAAUUCCCGCCAGACUAUCCUUAUUCACCACCUUCCAUUAGAUUUUUAACAAAAGUAUGGCAUCCAAAUGUAUAUGAGAAUGGUGACCUCUGCAUAUCGAUCCUGCACCCGCCGGUUGACGACCCACAAUCGGGCGAGCUACCGUGCGAACGUUGGAACCCUACGCAGUCGGUGCGCACCGUGCUGCUCUCCGUGAUCUCACUACUCAACGAGCCCAACACCUUCAGCCCAGCCAACGUCGACGCCAGCGUCAUGUACCGCCGCUGGCGCGACUCCAAAGGCAAAGAUAAGGAAUAUGAGAAUAUUAUCAGAAAGCAGGCCCAGGUGGCUCGCACGGAGGCGGAGAAAGAGGGCAUAGUUGUACCACUUACAUUAGAAGAUUAUUGCAUUAAGACUCAAGUCAAAUCGACGACGCAGGAGCCUCAGCUGGACAUGACAGACUUCUACGACGACGACUAUGACGACCUCGACACAGACUCUGAGGAGGAAGUGGACGGAGGAGAUGGGGACGGAGACGACAGUGGCAACGGCGAGUCUGGUCCAAAAUCCGUAAGCUGCCCAUUGAUAUGCUUACCGCCAGUGUCUGGCACGGCUGACGUGUUUUUCCAACAAGUUUUGGGACUUGCUGCUAGGGGGGUUCGAGUCAUUGCUGCUGAACCUCCACCAUAUUGGAACAUGAAAGAAUGGUGUGACGGUUUCAAAAGACUCAUCGACUACCUAGAACUUGACAAAGUACAUGUUUUUGGAGCAUCUUUAGGUGGAUUUAUAGCACAGAAGUUUGCAGAAUUAACAAGCAACUGUCCUCGAGUUGCAUCCCUUGUGCUUUGUAACACAUUCACUGACACAUCCGUGUUUGAGUACCAUGACUCUGCAGCACUCUUCUGGCUCCUACCUUCCUUGGUAUUAAAAAGAAUGCUCAUGGGAAACUUCACAACUGACAAAUUGGACAAAAGAAUGGCUGAAGCUAUUGACUUCAUGGUUGAAAGACUUGAAUCUUUAAACCAGUCAGAGUUAGCAUCAAGAUUGACCCUGAACUGCACACCAUGUUACAUCAAACCUCAAGCUUUACUUCAUCUGCCCAUCACAGUAAUGGAUGUUUGGGAUGAAUGUGCCUUAAGCUCUAGAGUUCGUGAGGAUCUGUACAAAUCAUACCCACACGCAAAAUUAGCCCAUUUAAAAAGUGGCGGCAACUUCCCUUACUUGAGUAGAAGUGAUGAGGUCAACCUUCAUUUACUAAUUCAUUUACGACAAUUCGACGGCACAGACUUAUCGGCGUCGUAUAUCAGUUUGCACAAAAUGCCGGCAUCUACAAACCAACCAGAGGAAGGUACAGUCAGUUACUUCAACCAGAGAGAAAAAGUCGUGAAGAUAUCAUAAGGACGUGCAUGCUGAACACCUGUUUAU
Molecule: messenger RNA, 2030 nt
Organism: Spodoptera littoralis (African cotton leafworm)
Lineage: Eukaryota; Metazoa; Arthropoda; Insecta; Lepidoptera; Noctuidae
Source: the annotation of a GenBank genome assembly